AUGGUCAACGUACGCAACAUCGCCGCCUCUCUGGCGUUCUCCUCCAUCAUCGGAGCUGCCGUCGCUCAUCCUGGCGACCCCGCGGACGAGGUUAAGCGUGAGCUUGAAUCACACAAGUCGGCCCGCCCCUUCGCUCGCCGCGCUCUCAACUCGUGCGCCGGCUCUCCUGAGACCGCUGCCCUGAAAGCCCGCUCCGUUGCCCGCCGUGCUGCCGCUGCGGAGGCCCUCCGCCAGAAGCGCGGUCUGGCGGGUCAGGUGAUGAGGACCAAGCGAGACCUGGUUGACCUUGAGCAAUGGGCGACCGUUGACCACGACUCCUCCGCCCUCGGAUACUCGCUGGACACCCCGCUGGAGACCAUCUUCGACUCCAAUGCUACCUGUGCUCUCGUUCCAGAGGUGACCAUCGGCCCUUACUGGGUUGCUGGUGAACUGAUCCGAGCCGACGUCACUGACGCUGAGCCCGGUGUCCCCGUUCAUCUCGACCUGCAGUUUGUGGACAUCAACACCUGCGAGCCGAUUCCGGACAUGCUCAUUGACAUCUGGCACUGCAACUCCACCGGCGUCUACUCCGGUGUCAAUGCCACCGGGCAGGGCGGCCUUGAUGCCACUUACCUUCGUGGUAUCCAAGGUACCGACGCCGACGGUGUUGCCCAGUUCGACACCAUCUUCCCCGGUCAUUACACUGGCCGCGCUCCUCACAUUCACCUGAUGAGCACCGAGAACGCCACCAUAUUGUCCAACAACACGUACCUCAGCGGAAAGCCCAACCACAUCGGCCAGCUGUUCUUCGACCAGGACUUGAUCACCGAGGUCGAGACCUUGACCCCGUACACCGCCAACACCCAACGUCUUACCCUCAACGUCGACGACGGCAUUGACGCCCAGACCGCCACGGAGGACUACGACCCGUUCGUUGCCUACGUCCGUCUUGGCGAUGACCUCAACAGCGGUGUCCUCGCUUACCUGACCGUCUUCGUCGACACCACCGCCAACUACACUUCCAGCGCCCGUGCUGCUGCUCACUACUAUGAAGGAGGUGGUGUUUCUACUGGCAACACUGGCGGUGGCGGUCCCCGUCCUUAA
This is a messenger RNA of Anthostomella pinea, 1083 nucleotides long. Lineage: Eukaryota; Fungi; Ascomycota; Sordariomycetes; Xylariales; Xylariaceae. The record is from the annotation of a GenBank genome assembly.